Molecule: messenger RNA, 557 nt
Organism: Cydia amplana
Lineage: Eukaryota; Metazoa; Arthropoda; Insecta; Lepidoptera; Tortricidae
Gene: RpL27A
Product: large ribosomal subunit protein uL15
Exons: 4
Coding region: 213-527 (104 amino acids)
Biological process (GO): translation
Cellular component (GO): ribosome; cytosolic large ribosomal subunit
Molecular function (GO): structural constituent of ribosome
Source: RefSeq, a predicted model, not a curated record
UGUAAAAAAUGGAUAUUGUGGUGGUGUAAAGAUUAUUUUGAUUCUAUAGUGAAGUUUAUCAUAACCUACGAUUUAUUCUGCAGGCCACCUCCAAAAAGAAGACUAGGAAGUUGAGAGGACACGUGAGCCAUGGCCACGGUCGUAUUGGCAAGCACCGCAAGCACCCUGGAGGUCGCGGUAACGCCGGUGGUGAGCACCACCACAGAAUCAACAUGGACAAGUACCACCCUGGAUACUUCGGCAAGUUGGGCAUGAGGAACUACCAUCUUAGACGGAACAAGAUCUUCUGCCCCGUCCUUAACCUGGACAAGCUGUGGACCCUGGUGUCAGAGCAGUCGCGUCUCAAGCACGCUAAUGCCACCGACGGCAAGGUGCCUGUCAUCAACAUAGUUAAGGCUGGUUACCACAAGCUGCUCGGCAAAGGCAAGCUCCCCAAGCAGCCCGUGAUCGUCAAGGCGAAGUUCUUCUCGAAAACGGCAGAACAGAAGAUCAAGGACGUCGGAGGCGUUUGCGUCUUGUCUGCGUAAUUUAAGUAUACAAUAAAAUUCCAUUAAAAA